UGCACAGUUCUUCAAGCCUCCGUUGUUGUCUGUACACCGUCCCCGAACAGCACAAAUCGGCAAGACCAAGAUGGGUAUCGACCUCAAGGCACACCACGUCAAGAAGGCCCAGCGGACGUCCCCCAAAAGCGAGGACCCUUACCUCCUUUUGCUCGUCAAACUCUACAGAUUUUUAGCGCGCCGGACGGACUCGGAUUUCAACAAGGCUAUCCUCCAUCGCCUCUUCCUCUCCAAAAUCAACCGUCCCCCCAUCUCUUUGUCAAGAAUUGUUAAAGAAACCGCCGCCACUCCUGAUCUUGCCUCAAAAGUUGUCGUGAUUGUUGGCACCGUCACCGAUGACGUUCGUCUCGUCGAGAUCCCCAAGCUCUCAGUCGCUGCUCUGCGAUUCACGCGUGCAGCAAAGGAGCGUAUUCUCAAUGCUGGCGGUGAGGCAUUGACGUUGGAUCAGCUCGCACUUCGUGCACCGACAGGUUCCGACACUGUGUUGCUACGGGGGAAGAGGAACACUCGCGAGGCUGUCAAGCACUUUGGCAUGGGUCCUCACAAGAACAAGAAGCCUUAUACCGCCUCCAAGGGUCGCAAAUUCGAGCGUGCCCGUGGUCGCCGAAAGUCUCGUGGCUUCAAAGUAUAAGAGGCUCACAAAAUAUUCAGCACGGAGGAUGUCGCAGUCUGUGGUUGCAUGUGCAUUAUGGGUAUACUACGAACCAUUAUCUUUUCACCUUUUGACUCCAAUAUUCUGUAUGCCCCACCUAUGCAUUGCCUAUGUUCAAGCGCACGCUUUUGCUACGAAGGCACCACUUCAGGAAUGCGAUAUUAGGAGUGAAAAGUGAUCCAGAAGUCCGAGACAAAUAUGUAAAGUUUUGAAUCCUGAUAAUUGUCUAGCAGUAAGUAUAAACUGGUAUAGAAUCU
Suillus paluster is the source of this 909-nucleotide messenger RNA. RefSeq names its product ribosomal protein L18e/L15P. Gene Ontology annotation, biological process: translation. Gene Ontology annotation, cellular component: cytosolic large ribosomal subunit; ribosome. Gene Ontology annotation, molecular function: RNA binding; structural constituent of ribosome. The record is from RefSeq and is a predicted model, not a curated record. Bases 71 to 631 code for a protein of 186 amino acids. The transcript has 5 exons. Lineage: Eukaryota; Fungi; Basidiomycota; Agaricomycetes; Boletales; Suillaceae.